UAGAGUUGGACAACUGUUUUGGCCAGGCUCUUUUUGUGCCUAACGCAAUUACGCACGGCUUGAGAGGAGAACAAUUUCGAACCAAGAGUCGCUAGAGUUUUUCAGUUUUGUUAUAGUUGACAUUUAAAGUGUGGUUUAGUGGUAGUUUUGUAUUUUCUCUUUUGAUAAAGACUUGUCAGGUCACAGCAGGCGAGGGGCAUCUUCUUUUUGCUUUAUCGGCUUCUAGAAAAGACUGCCAGCAUAAACAACAAGAGAAAAAAAACAUCAACAAGUGGCGUAAUAGACAUUUACGCAGAGGGUGUGACAGAAAACGUAAGAGAGGGAGCGAGAUAGGUCCAUAGAGACACCCCCGGAGACAAGCCCCCGGCCAGACACCAGGAGAGAGAGUGAGCGAGGGACGAGCGUUAAAAGCAGGCAGGAGGCAUGAUGUCUUACAUUAAGCAACCCCAUUACGCCGUGAACGGGUUAACGCUGUCCGGCCCGGGCAUGGAUCUGCUCCACACCGCUGCCGUUGGAUACCCAAACACUCCGCGUAAACAGCGCCGGGAGCGCACCACCUUUACGCGCGCGCAGCUGGACAUCCUCGAGGCUCUGUUUUCCAAAACGCGAUACCCGGACAUCUUCAUGAGAGAGGAGGUAGCCCUCAAGAUCAACCUGCCCGAGUCCAGAGUCCAGGUGUGGUUUAAGAAUCGUCGUGCCAAAUGCCGCCAGCAGCAGCAGCAGAGCACAGGACAGGCCAAACCCCGACCUCCAAAGAAGAAGUCUUCUCCAGCUCGAGAGGCCAGCGCUGAGGCCAAUGCCAACGUGACCAACGGCCCCUACAGCCCCCCUCCUCCACCCCCUGGCACCGCCAUCACCCCCAGUGCCAGCUCGGCCAGUGCCACUGUGUCCAUCUGGAGCCCGGCCUCCAUCUCUCCUCUGCCUGACCCAUUGUCUGCCUCCACCACCCCCUGCAUGCAGCGCACCAGCACCUACCCCAUGACCUACAGCCAGGCCCCUGCCUACAGCCAGAGCUACGCCGGCUCCUCCUCCUACUUCACAGGCCUGGACUGCAGCUCCUACCUGUCGCCCAUGCACCCACAGCUGUCAGGCACCGGAGGAGCCCUCAGCCCCAUCACCUCGUCCAUGGGCGGGCUGAGCCAGUCCCCCUCUCUCUCCUCACAGGGGUACACCGCCGCCUCGCUGGGCUUUGGGGCGGUCGACUGCCUGGACUACAAGGACCAGUCAGCAUGGAAACUCAACUUCAAUGCAGCUGACUGUUUGGACUACAAGGACCAGAACUCCUGGAAGUUCCAGGUCUUGUAAUAAUGAGCAAGGAUAAAAUAUAAUGAGGAAUCAAAAAUCACAUUUGUGAUCAGAAAGAAGCAAAGGAAUCAACGUAUCAACCUUAAAAUAUUUAAUUAUUAUAGUUUUUGCAUUUCUGGAAAUCAUCAUUUUUUUUACUCAUCCAACAAUUCCAAGCUGAUUUAGACUGAAACAUUGUCCUUCAUUCAGACAUUUCAUUCCUUCAUUUAAACAGUGCUUUUAAUCACAUGAAGCAUGGUGUUUUUCUUGUCUUUUAUUUACUGUGAUGUUUUAUUAAGCUGCUUUUCAUCAGUGAACUGUCUCAAAAAGCUUGAGCCAAAUGUUAUAACUUUAGUAUUCUGAUGUCUUUUGAGUAGCCAUUGACUUAGUUUUGUGACUCUGUUUAAGUCUCGUACAAUGCGUUCCCCCUGCAGACAACUUUAGAUGGACAUUACCAUGGACACUGCAGUAUUAUGAACCUGUUGCCUUUGGUUGUAAUGAUUAGCAGAACAUUUCACACAUUGUUGAUUUAAUGGAAUUAUUUCCAGAGCAUUGGGGCCACUUGCUUUGUAACUAUUCACUGAAAAAUUGACUGGCUGAAAUUGACGCAGUGUAAUAUUUUUUUGCUAUUUUGAUGCGAUGUUUGAUGGGUGAUAACCAGAGAAAGGGAAGGGACAGGGCUCUCUAGCGCCCCCCCUUUGCACAGACAGCUGGGUGCCUACUCCGCGCUGUAAAGAUGUGAUGGUACCAGUUUAAGUAUUUAAUGUAUUGUUUGAGUUCUUUUUUGUAUUAGACUUAAAAUAUUUCAUAAAAAUGUGUGAAUUUCUUAAAGUAAAGAAAUGCUGUAAUUCCUAUUCUUAUAAUUUUAUUCGUCUUUGUCUUGAG
Periophthalmus magnuspinnatus is the source of this 2169-nucleotide messenger RNA. Its product is annotated as homeobox protein otx5-like. The transcript is spliced from 3 exons. Lineage: Eukaryota; Metazoa; Chordata; Actinopteri; Gobiiformes; Gobiidae. The coding region runs from base 424 to 1305 and encodes 293 amino acids. Gene Ontology annotation, molecular function: DNA-binding transcription factor activity, RNA polymerase II-specific; RNA polymerase II cis-regulatory region sequence-specific DNA binding. Gene Ontology annotation, cellular component: nucleus. The record is from RefSeq and is a predicted model, not a curated record. Gene Ontology annotation, biological process: multicellular organism development; regulation of transcription by RNA polymerase II.